Messenger RNA from Schistosoma turkestanicum, 1211 nucleotides. The record is from the annotation of a GenBank genome assembly. NCBI's taxonomy places the organism in Eukaryota, Metazoa, Platyhelminthes, Trematoda, Strigeidida, Schistosomatidae.
GGGUCAUUGGCUUUGAGAAAGCGCUCUGUUUGGGUUGACUUUGUGUAACAAAUUCUAAAAUCUAUGCUAUCGAUUCCUAGCUUUCAUUAUCGUUUUAUCUUACUCUCAUGUUUGUGUUUAUCUGUUUGUUGUCGAUAGUUUUGUACAAUGAAUUUAAGUGCAUGUCGUGUGGCACUAAGUAUUUGGCCUAGUUUCUUCAUUUGUAUUUUAUUCUUCCAGAUAGUCUCAUAGAAAACUCCUCCUACUCCACAAGCACACAAUUUAGCUGAAGGUUAGACGAGAGUCUGUGAGUUGCAUGUUCACAAAUGAGCUCAGAAGAUGAAUUUUUCGAUGCUCCUGAAGCUUUAGGAUGUGGAUGCUACGUCCGAAAAUGGAGUGACAAUGAUGACGAGUUGAUUCGUACGUGUUUUGAUUUUGACAGUCAGAAUGCUCGUAGACGAAGUCGAGUAGAAUCUCUCAAGAGGAAUCUUUUGGAAAAGUCAUAUUCUCUUGGACAUGCAUCUGGAAUCAAUAGUUUGGAGACUAUGGAUGAGGUCCUGCCGCAAAAUGUUUGCAGUCCGAUCUCUCCAACAAUCAAGACAUCAUAUCAGUCCGAAAUUGGAGUCGUAAAUCUUCCAGGCGGGAAAGAUGAGUUCAUUUCAGACCAAGAGUUAUUACGCAGAAUCAAACUGCACCACGAACCUGAUUUUGGCUUUUUAAAUUCGCAGCAGGAAAACCCAAGUUUGUUGAAAUACGUUAAUGUUCAGGAGUCAUCUAUAAAUAAUCAUCUGAACUUACUGGUUACUGACGGUACUAAGAAAAAAUUAUCAGAAACACAGUUUGCACAAACACAGACUAUUUUCAGUGACAACGGGUCAUUAAGGUAUCCCAAUGAGUGUGCGUUUAGAUCUCCUAUGGAUGUUAGCAUAUGUGGUUGUUCGAAUUCAGGACCCACUGUUACUCCAACAGUGUGUGGACAUACACAUUUUAUUACGAAUGAAGUUACAGACUGUAAUUUAAUUGAGCGUGCAGACCUUCCGGUCUUUCAACUUCUCAGGUCACAAGCAGUAUCUUCAGCACCUGAAGUAUCAAGUAGAAAUACAGACGCUAAACACCUCUUGGAUUAUGUCAAAUCUUGGUCUCUAGGUGCGGCUAAACAACAUAGCACUGGACCGUUUCCAUCUGUUAAUGGAACUGUUACAUUAGAUCGCAUCAGUGAGUUCAUAAUAUAA